ACUUCCCGCAUCUUGGUCAGCAAAGAUAUCGAUCUCCAUGAGGCUGGGUCUUUCCACUACUCACUUGUCCUUUCGAGCAUCAACACCGCAAAGCUCUUGGCAAAUUUCUGACUGACGCAACCACUUUUUGGAAAUCUCUCAAGCGGGCAAGAACUGUCGACAGAUCGUACAUCUUAGACAUUUUCUUCGCAGUGGACGAUGGUCAGUCCGAUUCAGGAAUCAAAGAAGACAGGCGAGGAUGGCGCUCCGAGCAAGCCCGCCUUCGAGCCAAGAGAAGGCAAACAAGUCAAGACAUCGAUCACUUUGCCAGACGAACUAUGGCACACAGUCCUCGAGUGUCCAUGCACAUUUCCAACUGCAGUGUUCAACACGGUGAUGCUAAACUUGAUCAAAAAUCCCAACAUCACAUCAAGUCAUCUGUUCCGAGCAGAUAUCUUCUAUGACAGCGAGACCGACCAUUCUUUCAACCCAGAUGAUGCAUCAGAUCCAUACCGAGAUGGUCUUGUUGCUCAUAUGAAGAAGGAGUUGCAACCAAUCCGAGCGAACUGGCCGGAGUUUCGACUCGAGCGGACGAUAGUGAGACAGCUGAUACCGAGAAAUCCGCAACUGGACAAGCCUAUUGUGCAGACUUGCCACAUCUUCGAGCAAAGUAGAAUUGAGGGAGAGCAGACUGAAUAUCGACAGCUGGUGCUGUACAUACCACAUGUUCUAAAACUGGAAGAUAUGCCGUUUUAUCAUCCAACUGUCUCCCAGCUGGCUUUUCUACACACAUGGAAAUCUUCAUUGAAAUCGCCAGCAUCAAAGAAAGACCCCACCGUCUCGGAACACCUGAAUGGGAACGCAGAACCUCCGGGGACUCUCACGCUCCUGUACCGCCUCUUUUCAGACGAGACCCUUACGACCAAACUCUCACGCACGGCUCUCAAGCUGCUCCAGACUAUCCAUAAGCACGGUCAAGGACAACUAGCUGGCUACGAGAAACGCGUUCAUCAUGAUCAGAUCAUACCGCAAAAGCGCUAUCAAGACACUUAUACCCGCCUCAAAGCGAAAUAUGGACGGCACUUGAGUGAAAAGUGGGUAGAAGUGACGGAUCCAGGCAAACAUGUGUUUGAGGAUAUCGCGAUUGCUGCCUUUUUGAUUGAGCUUUGGAGGGAUAUGUAUGCUGCUCCAGAAUUGACCGCUGGGGUCAAUAGAAAUGGUGACCCACGGCAAGAGAGUGAGAAGGACGACGAUACAUCACGUGACGAUGAGCAGCUGCCUAGAUUUCCUGGCUUCGUCGAUAUUGGCUGCGGCAAUGGCAUUUUGACAUACAUUCUGCUCGCUGAAGGAUACUCUGGCUCCGGCUUCGAUGCAAGACAACGCAAGACAUGGUCAAUAUUCCCCGAAGAGACGCAAGCUCAGCUCGAACAGAAGAUACUGGUCCCGAAAGUCUUUCAAGACGCCUAUUCUCCUACCGACGCAUCAGAACCCUCUCCAAACAAGCCAACCGAUAGAGAACCCUCCUCGAAUUCAUCCCCACCAGAGGUCUGGCACUCCGGCAUAUUCCCUUCUUCACCCACACCUUCACCAGCAGACUCCUCAACCAAAGAAGGCCCCUUCAUAAUCUCCAACCACGCCGACGAACUCACAGCCUGGACUCCUCUCCUCGCCUACCUCAACAGUUCAUCUUUCAUUGCAAUACCCUGCUGCAGCCACGACCUCAGCGGUGCAAGAUUUCGUGCUCCGGCUGCCACAGCUCGCGCCAGGGCCGAAGCAAAAGAAGAGAAAGGGAAAGGAAAAUUGGAUCAUCCUUUGGCUUUUGAGACGAAGAGGUUACCUCAGCAGCAACAACACGGAGCCGAUGAGGAGGAUGCUCAAGCUGGUGCAGAACGAGACAGCGCAUCAACAUCGCCAGUCCCGAUAAAGAUACCCGAAUCCGGCUCCCUUCGCAAAUCCCUCAUUCAACAGCGCCUAGCAUCCGCAUAUUCAACUCUUUGCUCUUACGUUGUAAGUCUUGCUACAGAUGAAGAUUUGAAUUUUGACAAAGUGGAAAUGGAAACGUUGAGAAUUCCGAGUACAAGGAAUACGGCGAUUAUUGGGAGACAAAAGCAGCAGAAAACACGAAGUGAUGGCGGAGAAGGCGUGGAGGAAAGAAUGCAGCGAGUGAAAGAAUUGGUGGAGAGGGAGAUGAAGAAGGACAUCGGCGCUGUGGCGGGAGAGUGGAUUGCGAGGGCGGAAGGGUUGAUGAAGAAGCCGAGUUCUGGGCAUUGAUUGGACUUGUGUAUAUGAACUCUUGAUACCGCUUAGUCCGCCGAGCGAUCGAGAC
Cercospora beticola is the source of this 2305-nucleotide messenger RNA. It is a transcript of the gene TRM44, whose product is annotated as tRNA (uracil) methyltransferase. The record is from RefSeq and is a predicted model, not a curated record. NCBI's taxonomy places the organism in Eukaryota, Fungi, Ascomycota, Dothideomycetes, Mycosphaerellales, Mycosphaerellaceae. Gene Ontology annotation, biological process: tRNA methylation. Gene Ontology annotation, molecular function: tRNA (uridine) methyltransferase activity.